GGUUCUCUCUCUCACCAGCAGCGCGUGGCUAUAAACCCCGCAAGAGCGCCGCGCGAGCUCAGUUGUGCGCGAGUGGCGGGAAGCAGAGAAGUCCUCGCGCUUCUAGCGCCUUUAACUCUCUCACGCGCAGCAGCGCGAUCACAGCGAAGCCACUUCGAGAAUGGACGACAGGGAACCGUCCGCCUCGCUGGUCAUCUAAACCCCGUCCGGGCUUGGCGAGACAUGCAGGCGAACAGCAGCGUGUCGCCGCUCGGCUCCAGCCCAUGCGCCCUGGGCGCGGACGAGGGCGACGACCCGUGGAACCGGAGCGAGCUCUCGCUGCGCUGCUGGCUCCAGCUGCUCUCCAAGGACCCCGCCGUGGAGGCGCACGCGGACGGCGCGAGCGCGGCGCUGCGCGUGGCCAUCGCUCUUGUGUACCUGGUGGUGUGCGCGCUCGGCCUGGUGGGCAACGUGCUAGCGCUGUGCGUGCUGCGCUCGCGCCACGGCCUGCGGCGCUCCUCCAUCAACUGCUUCGUAAUGAGCCUCGCGGCCACGGACCUGCAGUUCGUCCUCACGCUGCCCUUCUGGGCUGUGGACACGGCGUUGGACUUCCGCUGGCCCUUCGGUAAGCUCAUGUGCAAGCUCGUGAGCUCGGUGACCACCAUGAACAUGUACGCCAGCGUCUUCUUCCUCACAGCCAUGAGCGUCGCGCGCUACUGCGCGCUGGCUUCUUCGCUGCGCACGGUCCCGGACGCGGCCGCGUGCGCUGGCGGCGGCGGCGCCCGGCGCGCCAGCGUGGCCAUCUGGCUCGUGGCGCUGGUCGCCACGCUGCCGCACGCCGUCUACUCCACUACGGCGCGCGUGGCCGACGACGACGAGCUGUGCCUCGUGCGCUUCCCGGACACGGGCGGCUGGGACCCGCAGCUGCUGCUCGGGCUCUACCAGACGCAGAAGGUGCUCCUGGGCUUCCUCGUGCCACUGGUGGUGAUCUGCGCGUGCUACCUGCUGCUGCUGCGCUUCGUGCUAAAGAGGCGCGUGAGUAGCGGCGCGCUGCCCAGCUCGGAGGAGCGCGAGCGCGGCCGGCGACGGCGCCGGUCGCGCGUCACCAAGUCCGUCACGGUGGUCGUGCUGUCUUUCUUCGUGUGCUGGCUGCCCAACCAGGCACUCACGCUGUGGGGCGUGCUCAUCAAGUUCGACCUCGUGCCCUUCAGUAAGGCCUUCUACAACGCGCAGGCCUACGCCUUCCCGCUCACCGUGUGCCUCGCGCACACCAACAGCUGCCUCAACCCAGUGCUCUACUGCCUCGUGCGUCGUGAGUACCGCGCCGGGCUCAAGCAGCUGCUGCUUAAGGCCGCGCCGUCCGCGCACACCCUAGCCAGGCUCACGCGCAGGGGCAAGAAGGUGGCCGAGGCGCCGCCGCCGCCCCCGUCUACGCAGGGACUGGCCGUGGUGCGCGUGGACGGAGGGUUGUGAAAGGGGCGCGCGCGCAAACAUGAAGGAUUUUAGGAAUGCGCUCGAAACCUGGGCGACCGGGACGGUCACGCAGCAGCACCAGGAGGGGAGGAAUUGCCAGGUGUUCACAUGCAGCAGGGCGCGCGAGCUGUGAUGAGAAGUUUAACAGACAUUAAGGGGCUUAACUGGUAUAAUCCACAGGAAAGCGCUGGGAUUCAGAAACUUCACAGCUCUGCAAACCUCAACUGACUCUACUAAUCCCGAGGACGCGGGAGCGCGCAAUGGCUUUAAUGAACUAGUAAAGUAAUCCUGACUUUGACUUUGUAAACAGUUGAAACAGGGUAACCUGCCAGAGAGAGGGUGGGGGGUGGGGGGGGGGGUAACACUCCUCUGCAGUCUUACUUUUCUUUUUUUUACUGUAGUCAUGUUGGAUUUUUCGUUAAUCUUUUUCACUGUGGACUCUUCGAUGUUUCGUGUUUCCCUGCCGUGAAGACUUGAGGCUUGAACUGUUCGAACCUUUUCAUCCAGCAGGCGGUCCUUAGGCGCACUGCACAUACUCAGCAGAAGCCACACAGGCAAGCAUGCACGCCCGCACAUAGACUGUACAUGGAUCAUUCUACUGAACUGUUUAAAGCCAGAGUUCAAAACACAUUUUGGACUUGUAACUGACUUGGAGUUUAGACUAAAAUGCCUUUGCUGUGACAAAACAGUCCUAACACGGUCAACACCUUACCUAAUGUUUAGUGACUGUUUCGGUAGUGACAAAGUGCUAGCCAGUGCAUGACUAGCAAACACAGCUUUGAACAGCUGUACACACAAAAAUACACACAUUUUUCAUUACAUUUCAUUUCAUUUUCAUUUGGGGCAUUUUGCUAUCUUCAUUAAUGCCUUGGCUUUAAAUAGAUCAUAACACCCUUGUAACAUUCCCAGAGUUGUUGGUGUAGUGUAGUGGUUAACACCUCUGCCUUCUAUGCUGUAGACUAGGGUUCAGUCCCCCACCAGGGCAAGCACCCUACACUAUACCAAUAAGGGUCCUUGGGCAAGACUCCUAACACCACCUUUGCCUACUUGUGUAAAAUGAUCAAACUGUAAGUCGCUCUGGAUAAGAGCGUCAGCCAAAUGUAAUCGGCAUAGUCGUGAGAAUUCCUGGUGGGGUGCUUAGUGUGAGCUAAUAUAAACUCACGCCUAUAGCCCCGGAACGCUCAGACUAUAAAUGUUACAUCCGUGUGUAUGUGUGGAGAUUUAGGGAUUAAACCAGCAGCCUUCAUGUGGAACAGCCAUGGUUUACCAAUUGUAACUGCCACUCAUACAGUGGGUCAUGAUAACAUUACUCUAAUGACCUGUUCCACCUGAAAUGAUGCAGUUCCAUUCAGACGCUUGUACAGGUCCUUCCAUGUAGCUUCCGCACUAUUUAAGGCAGAAUGGAGAUUCAAAUAAGAAUCUAACAAAAUCCCAGAGAGGUUCAAAUUCAGCAUGACAGUAGUGGCUGACACGACAGGCAGCUCUCUACCGAUUUCAUCACUGUGCUUUGCAUUGUGAAUGUAGAGGUUGUUGUUUGAACAUCACGUGAAGAUGGACAGCUGCAACAACAACAGAAUGAAAGAGCUACUUAAAGAGGAUGAGGACAUAUCCGAGCAGGUAGGCAGUGAGAAAAGCUGACCUUAACUUACAUGGCUAGCAUUAGCUAGCAUUAUAUAUUAGGACUGUAAAUGUUAUACAGACGUUUAAAAGCUUUCAGCAGUUAUUAUUUUACCACUAACUAGCCACCUUGGGCCUCUCAGUGUGGCUGUGUUUACAUGCAAAGAUUUUUGCCAGUCCAAUUGAAUAUAAUCCGAUUACAGAUUCAGACUGAGGUGUUAAUGCUCACUCUGAAAGUCUUCGUUUACAUGCUCACUGCAAUAAUCAGAUGGAAAAUGACGCGCAUGCAUGGAGCAGCGCUUAGAGUAAACGUUACCAUACCACGUUCCAGUAGGUGUGAGAUGAGUUUCUAGUUGACGCGCUUGUGUUUUUAACUGCUUUAAACUGAUGUCAGACUCAGAAAAGCAUCUUUCACCUGUACUUAUAAAAGAAGUGGCGAGAGGAAGACGUCGUGCUCUGAGACACAUAAGCUGGACGUCCAUCCCACCGCUGUCUUUUGAAGCUGAGAGCAUAAACUUUGUCUCGCCAUGUUGAAUGGUAUAAACUUUCGCUAUGACGCAACGCGCAUGUGCUGAACGUACUUAUACGUUCCGAUUAGAAUGUAAUCAGAUUCAGGCGUUUACACUGCCGUUAUUCUCCUAUUUAGCAGAUUAUUUACAGGAUUACCCACCUCGUUCAAUCAGAUAGCCUCCGAAUGGUCUCAAUAGGACUAGACUUUUCCUAGACUAUUGAGGCGUUUACCUGGACUUAUUCUGUUCCAAUUGAGCUAUUAGUCAGAUUAUUAAAGGAUUAAUAGGCUGCAUGUAAACGUGGCUAGUGCAGCAUAUAAAUAGUAAAUAAGAGGAAGAAAUGAAGAGGAUGGAAAUGCACAGUUUUUAGAAAAAAGGUAUUUUGCACAAAAUUUUGUGUGUGUGUGUGUGUGUGUGCGUGUGUGUGUGUGUGUGUGUGUGUGUGUGUGUGUGUGUGUGCAGAGGUUGAGCAGGGCUGAUAUGCAUCAUGUAAUUCCUGGUGUAAAAACAAGUCCCACUCUGGCCCUGCUUGUAAAUAUUUCAACACAUAAUUGUUUCUUUAACUAUUUUUUUUAGUGCAGUGCAAACUAAUUCGGUAGAAUGGUCCAUAUACACACAUGCACAGAACAAGAAUCACACGUUUUCAGGCAUGAAAAACAUUUGGCUGGACCGAGCCAUUUCACACCCACAUCACCAUGUCACUUCUAGUCCAUAAUGUAUAUAUAUUAGGACUUUUUUAGGGGAGCAUGCAGUGUCCAUUGUGUGUGAGAUCCGUCUCAAGCCUCCUUCAGAAAAUGCAAUAUGUACCACAUUAAAAUUGAGGUCAAUUAACACUUACACUCACACACACGCACACACAACACAAACCCUGCUUCACUCCUCUGCCCCUCUUCACAUGAAGAGCUUCUUGACUUGAAUACUGAAAGUGGCAUGAAAGGCUUCGGCUGCCUGCCUGAGUUCUAAUAUAAUCAUUAUGACAAAUUAGACUGUAAUUCCUGCAUAGAAAACACCGCAUGUGUUGCUCCUCAUAUUCAGUUCAUUAUUUUGGUUUAUACUGGAUGUAAAUGACUCGAGUGUAAAUA
This is a messenger RNA of Pygocentrus nattereri (red-bellied piranha), 4660 nucleotides long. RefSeq names its product relaxin family peptide receptor 3.2a (gene rxfp3.2a). The coding region runs from base 223 to 1452 and encodes 409 amino acids. Gene Ontology annotation, biological process: immune response; G protein-coupled receptor signaling pathway. Gene Ontology annotation, molecular function: G protein-coupled receptor activity. The record is from RefSeq and is a predicted model, not a curated record. Gene Ontology annotation, cellular component: membrane. The transcript has a single exon. Lineage: Eukaryota; Metazoa; Chordata; Actinopteri; Characiformes; Serrasalmidae.